Messenger RNA from Leguminivora glycinivorella, 1036 nucleotides. RefSeq names its product brachyurin-like. The coding region runs from base 22 to 921 and encodes 299 amino acids. The transcript is spliced from 5 exons. Gene Ontology annotation, biological process: proteolysis. Gene Ontology annotation, molecular function: serine-type endopeptidase activity. NCBI's taxonomy places the organism in Eukaryota, Metazoa, Arthropoda, Insecta, Lepidoptera, Tortricidae. The record is from RefSeq and is a predicted model, not a curated record.
UAUAUAUCAUUUGUUUUAAGAAUGAGGGUUCUGUUGUUUGGUUUAGCCGUACUUGCGACGGCAGCGGCCUCUGUGCUGCCGACAGCGGAACCGGUGCUGGGGUACCAUGAUGCUGUGGGCAUCCCUCAUGCGGCGAAGAUCAAGGCUUUGGAAGACGAGUACUUUGCUAGCCUUGAUGAGGAAUCACCAGCGGAACCUCGCAUCGUGGGAGGUGUUGUAUCUGGAACAGGUGCUCAUCCUUACUUGGCCGGUCUCGUCAUCAGCUUCAUCAAUAUAGCUGGCCAAUCAGCGUGCGGUGCUUCCCUCCUCUCCGCCAACCGUCUAAUCACCGCAGCUCACUGCUGGAACGACGGCACCAAGCAGGCUUGGCAGUUCGAGGUGGUCCUGGGCUCCAACUGGUUGUUCUCUGGCGGCACUAGGAUCUCCACGACGCAGGUCAUCAUGCACCCUUCGUGGAGCCCUUCGACGCUGGCCAAUGAUGUUGCUAUGAUCUAUCUGCCUACCAAUGUAGCCUUCUCAACUGUUAUCCAGCCCGUCGCCUUGCCAUCCACCACCCAACUGUGGGACCAGUUUGUAGGCAUGUGGUCAACCGCUUCUGGAUACGGCAAGACCAGUGACCUACAAGCCGGCGUGUCGACAGCCUCAGUGGUGAGCCAAGUGUCCCUACAAGUGAUAUCCAUGGCGCAGUGCCAGAUCUCUUUUGGCCACUGGAUCCUGGACAGUACGCUCUGCACCAACGGUAUUGGAGGAGUCGGCAUCUGCAGCGGUGAUUCUGGCGGCCCAUUGGUCAUUAAUUCCAACGGACAGAAUAUUUUGGUGGGUAUCAGCUCGUUUGUGGCAUCAAGCGGUUGCCAGCUCGGCCACCCCUCGGCCUUCGCCAGGGUCACCAGCUUCUACAGUUUCAUAGUCAGCCAUCUAUAAACCUGACCUGACGAACGAUCUCUUAGGUCUUGGUCUUCGGCUGACUCAGCAGUUACUACCGGGUAUCUCGCUAAAUGUUAUCGCGUCACAAUGCUUAAUAGAAACGUACUGCCGA